AUGGCUCCUAAAAAUACAAAACCUGUUCCUCAACAUAUUCUUGAUACUAAUCCUGCUUCUGAAAAUAAAACACCACAUGAACGAACAAAUCGAUUAGCACGUAUUCGAUAUACUAUUAAUAAAUAUUAUGAAUUAAAUCUAAAUUUAAUUCAAGAAAAAUCUCAAGCAAGUUCUUCUAUUCAAUUAGAUAAUGAACAAUUUGAUGAUGAAUUUGAAGAAUUUGAUAAUGAAGAAUUUGAUCCUAAUCAAAUUUCAAUUUAUUGA
Molecule: messenger RNA, 264 nt
Organism: Cetraspora pellucida
Lineage: Eukaryota; Fungi; Glomeromycota; Glomeromycetes; Diversisporales; Gigasporaceae
Source: the annotation of a GenBank genome assembly